AUGCCCAGCGCCACGGGUCAGAACUGGGAGAAGUACCAGAAGAAGUUUGCCGAUGACGAGGUUGAGGAGAAGAAGAUCACUCCUUUGUCCGAUGAAGAUAUCCAGGUGCUAAAGACAUACGGCGCCGCUCCCUAUGCCGCCGCCCUCAAGAAGCUCGAGAAGGAGAUCAAGGAUCACCCUCACAGGNAGUCAGACACCGGUCUCGCCCCUCCGCAUCUCUGGGAUAUCGCCGCCGACAGACAACGCAUGUCAGAGGAACAGCCACUUCAAGUCGCCCGCUGCACAAAGAUCAUUGCCGACGAGAACGAGGAGAAGAGCAAAUAUGUCAUCAACGUAAAGCAAAUAGCAAAAUUCGUCGUCAACCUCGGCGAGCGUGUCUCCNCCACCGAUAUCGAGGAAGGCAUGAGAGUAGNNGGUAAUGUCGACCGCAACAAGUACCAGAUCAUGCUCCCCCUGCCACCCAAGAUCGAUCCCUCGGUCACCAUGAUGACAGUCGAAGACAAGCCCGACGUUACCUAUGGCGAUGUUGGUGGUUGCAAGGAGCAGAUUGAGAAGCUACGUGAAGUUGUCGAAAUGCCCCUUCUGUCACCGGAGCGCUUCGUCCAUCUCGGUAUCGACCCUCCCAAGGGUGCUCUUCUCUACGGUCCUCCCGGUACUGGUAAAACUCUCUGCGCCAGAGCUGUCGCCAACCGAACAGACGCUACCUUCAUCCGUGUUAUCGGUUCCGAGCUGGUGCAGAAGUACGUUGGUGAGGGUGCUCGCAUGGUGCGUGAGCUCUUCGAGAUGGCCCGUACAAAGAAGGCCUGUAUCAUUUUCUUCGACGAAAUUGAUGCUGUUGGUGGUGCUCGUUUCGAUGACGGCGCUGGUGGUGACAACGAGGUACAACGUACUAUGCUUGAGCUUAUCACUCAACUCGACGGUUUCGAUGCUCGUGGAAACAUCAAGGUCAUGUUCGCUACCAACCGUCCUUCUACUCUCGACCCUGCGCUCAUGCGUCCCGGACGUAUCGACCGUAAGAUUGAGUUCUCCUUGCCCGACAUGGAAGGUCGUGCCAACAUUUUGCGCAUCCACGCAAAGAGUAUGAGUGUCGAGCGCGACAUCAGAUGGGAGCUUAUUUCUCGCCUAUGCCCUAACUCAACUGGUGCCGAAUUGCGAUCCGUCGCAACCGAGGCCGGUAUGUUCGCCAUUCGUGCCCGCAGAAAGAUCGCUACCGAGAAGGACUUCCUCAGCGCUGUCGAGAAGGUCAUUCGUGGUGGUCUCAAAUUCAACUCCACUGCCGCCUAUGCGCAAUACAACUAG
This is a messenger RNA of Aureobasidium musti, 1299 nucleotides long. NCBI's taxonomy places the organism in Eukaryota, Fungi, Ascomycota, Dothideomycetes, Dothideales, Saccotheciaceae. The record is from the annotation of a GenBank genome assembly.